This is a messenger RNA of Exaiptasia diaphana, 1495 nucleotides long. Its product is annotated as ubiA prenyltransferase domain-containing protein 1. Gene Ontology annotation, molecular function: prenyltransferase activity. The transcript has a single exon. Gene Ontology annotation, cellular component: endoplasmic reticulum; Golgi membrane. NCBI's taxonomy places the organism in Eukaryota, Metazoa, Cnidaria, Anthozoa, Actiniaria, Aiptasiidae. Gene Ontology annotation, biological process: menaquinone biosynthetic process; vitamin K biosynthetic process. The coding region runs from base 70 to 999 and encodes 309 amino acids. The record is from RefSeq and is a predicted model, not a curated record.
UGAAAGAGAGAAUAUGUACUAGUAGUGUUUUUAUCUAAAUAUUUGAUCCAUUUGACCCUGAAAUGCACCAUGAAUGACGUUAAGAAUGACAAAAAGCCUUCAGAAGUCUCUCGAUUUGGUUCUUAUCUACUUGCCCUUCGACCAUGGUCAUUUUCAGCUUCACUAAUUCCAGUUGUACUCGGAGCGUUACUUGGUUGGAAAUCUACCGGUGAGAUCAACAUGGUAUUAAUGGCUGUUACUACAGUAGCUGUAAUUUGCGUUCAUGCGUCAGGAAAUCUUGUUAACACUUAUUAUGACUAUCUGCGUGGUGUUGAUAGUAAAGUAUCGGACGAUAGGACACUAGUUGAUCAUAUCUUAACUCCAGAUGAAGUGGUUCGAGUCGGCGCCCUGAUGUACAUCGUUGCUAGCAUUUGUUUCUUGAUCGUUGUAACAUUGUCUCCAGCAAAGAUGGAACACCUAGCCUUGUUGUUCUUUGGUGGUCUUUCAGGAUCAUUUCUGUACACUGGAGGUAUCGGCCUCAAGUAUUAUGCUCUUGGAGAUAUUGUUAUUUUGAUAACAUUUGGACCUCUAGCUGUGUUGUUUUCUUACGUAAUCCAAUGUGGUCAGUUUGCAUGCUUCCCUUUACUAUAUGCUAUCCCUCUAGCACUAAACACUGAAGCCAUUUUACAUAGYAAUAAUACACGUGAUAUGGAAAAUGACAAAAAAGCAGGUGCUGUAACUUUGACAAUCCUUGUUGGAAAGCAAGCUUCUUAUGCUGUCUACUGUCUGUUGUUAUUUACACCUUAUGUCAUAUGUGUUGUUUGGGGGGUCAACAUUUCUGUUCGAUACUGGCUACCUUUGCUGACCAUUGGGUAUGCAUUCAGACUAGAAAAAGAAUUCCGCGAUGGAAAACUUCUUUUAUUACCAAAACAAACUGCAAAAUUGAACUUAUAUUUUGGUUUAUUAUAUUUGGUCAGCUUUCUUAUAGCACCUAGACUCCCUCAUGUCAGGAAGAUUUGAUAUGCAAAAUGAAUUAGCUCAUAUAUUAUGAUCAUCCUUUGUAAGCCUUCUAUACAGUUGCUGUGCAUUCUUGAAGUGUAGCUGUGCCUGAUGAUACAAAGGAGAUGUCCAGUAAGAUUGAAAAACUAUGGCUUAGAUAUUUAGUUGUAGCUAAUUAUUCAUGAUCUGAAAAAAGGUUUCAUUACCAGUAAGCAGUCAUAUYACUUUGAUGUAAACAACACUACUUCCUUUCAAGAUGGCACAGGGAACUAUAAUUGAAAACAUUAUACACGUAAUUUAAGAUUACAAGCAUAUUGGCAUGCGAGAUAAAAUCUUUCUGAAAGUUGUGCAUGAAACUUUGUUCAGCCCAUUGUAAUAUUAAUUGUAGAGUUGAUAGAUUAUAUCAGUGCAACAAAUAUUAAACAAURUUAUUAUUGGAUGAGUAUUAAUGGAUAUCUGAAAUAAAUUUCAAGGUCAAGGCAAGUGUAGUCAACCAAGACCAAAGGCCACACACAAA